GCCGGGCCUAUGAAGAAUAGAUGGAGGACUAUUUGAACCAUACGACACCGUACGUCUCGCCAUCACCGCACAAUAAUGACCAUGCUUACUUCCUUCUCAUCCCCAUUGUCCUGGUCAUGCUGGUCGUGGUGGCAAUGGGAUUGUACUACAAAAGUCGAUAUCUGGCUGAUGAGCUGCGUCACAGGCUGAUCCCCAUGUACACAUAUGACCCUGCAGAACAAGAUGAAGAUGAUUUACAGUACGGCAGUGAAGAUGAGACAGAGAAGGAACCACUGCACAGAUAUGGACGUCUAACUCUUAAUUCUGAAUCAGGAAACUGACUCUGGGACUGAGAUGUUAUAUGAAAAUGAAGAAACACCUUUGUGACAAUAUUUAAUUUUAUUAGGUUUUGGCAAAUUUAGUUUUCAUCCAAUUUUUUAAGAUGGCCAAAUGUGCAAGAUAGAACAAAAAUAUAAAAACGUUAUAUAUGUUAUCUUACUCAUGUUUCAUAGGUUUAUUAAUUUCUUUUAUUCUUAAUUGACUUUAUAAAGUGAAAACAUUGGAAUAAACUACUUAAAAAGUAACUGGAAAUAAAAAUGGCUAUUUAAUUUAA
Molecule: messenger RNA, 592 nt
Organism: Boleophthalmus pectinirostris (great blue-spotted mudskipper)
Lineage: Eukaryota; Metazoa; Chordata; Actinopteri; Gobiiformes; Gobiidae
Product: small integral membrane protein 29-like
Exons: 4
Coding region: 21-320 (99 amino acids)
Source: RefSeq, a predicted model, not a curated record